Molecule: messenger RNA, 3257 nt
Organism: Mangifera indica (mango)
Lineage: Eukaryota; Viridiplantae; Streptophyta; Magnoliopsida; Sapindales; Anacardiaceae
Product: zinc finger BED domain-containing protein DAYSLEEPER-like
Exons: 2
Coding region: 246-3035 (929 amino acids)
Molecular function (GO): protein dimerization activity; DNA binding
Source: RefSeq, a predicted model, not a curated record
UUCUCUCUCUUAUUUCGUGUUGGUUAACAUAAGCUAGCCACUCCAUAUCUUAAGGUCCAAUUAGCUUCUCGGGUUUUGUCCCAAUUCCCCAAGCCCAAAUCUCUCUCUCUCUCUCUCCUCUCCCUGCAAAACCCUAGAUCUCAUUCAUCCUCCUCCUUCCGACCUCCGAUCAUCGGUCUUUCAGCUUCUUAUGCGCCUAUCGCCUUGUUUUGGCUCCACCACUGGAUAUUGCUUAUUGAGACACAAUGGCAACCACUGAAGAAACACAGCUUGAUAACAAUGUGCUGAUGACUCCAGAGACACAGCCUAAUGAUGUGUUGAUGACCCCAGAGACACAGCCUAAUGAGACUAAUGACGUGAUGAUAACUCCAGACACACAGCCUAAUGAUGUGAUGAUGACACCAGAAACAGAGCCUAAUGAUGGGAUGAUGACUCCAGAAAUGCAGCCAAAUAAUGUGAUGAUGACACCGGAAACACAGCCUAAUGAUGGGACGAUAACUCCAGAAACGCAGCCUAAUAAUGUGAUGAUGACACCAGAAACACAGCCUAAUGAUGGGAUGAUAACUCCAGAAACGCAGCCUAAUGAUGUGAUGAUGACACCAGAACAGCCUAAUGAUGGGAUGAUAUCUCCAGAAAUGCAGCCUAAUGAAGUGAUCACUUCAGAAACUCAGGUUAAUGAUGUCCUGAUAACUUCAGAAACACAGCCUAACAAUGUGCUGACGAUUCCAGAAACACAUUCUAACAAUGUCCUAAUUACUUCAGAAAUACGGCUGAACAAUGAGGUAGCUGUUACGGAGUCACAGCCUAACAAUGAGCUGGCAAUUGCAGACACACAGCCAAACAGUGAGCUAGCAAUUGCAGAGAUACAUUCUAACAAUGAGCUAGCAAUGCAAGAGACUCAUCCUAACAAUGAGCUGCCAAUUCAGGAAACACAUCCUAACAAUCAGCUAUCAAUUCAUGAGAUGUAUCCCAACAAUGAACUAGUAAUUCAAGAUGUCCAUCCUAACAAUGAGCUAUCAUUUCCAGAGACACAGCCGGAUAAUAUGCUUGCUAUUACACAGCCUAACAAUGAGGUGACCAGUCAAGAAACUCAACCUAACAAGCGGAGGAAAAAGAAGUCCAUAGUCUGGGAGCAUUUCACCAUAGAAACUGUUAGUGCUGGAUGUAGAAGAGCAUGCUGUAAGCAGUGCAAGCAAAGUUUUGCAUACAGCACAGGUUCAAAAGUUGCAGGUACAAGUCACCUCAAACGCCACAUUGCCAAGGGAACCUGCCCAGGACUUCUACGUAAUCAGGGUAACAACCAGUUAACCCCAUAUACCCCAAGGAUGGGUGGAAGUGAACCUCCAAAGCGACGCUACCGAUCUCCUAGUGUGCCAUACAUUUCGUUUGAUCAGGACCGUUGCCGUCAUGAAAUUGCUAGGAUGAUAAUCAUGCACAACUAUCCUCUUCAUAUGGUUGAACAUCCUGGAUUUAUAACCUUUGUGCAGAAUCUUCAGCCCCGGUUUGACAAGGUAAGCUUCAACACUGUCCAAGGGGAUUGUGUUGCUACCUACCUGAGAGAAAAGCAAAGCCUUAUGAAGUUCAUUGAGGGCAUACCUGGAAGAUUUUGCCUUACAUUGGACUUGUGGACUUCUAGCCAAAGCUUAGGUUAUGUGUUUAUAACUGGGCACUUUGUUGAUACUGAGUGGAGGUUGCAAAAGCGGACUCUCAAUGUUAUGAUGGAACCUUAUCCUCGUUCAGACAGUGCUUUCAGCCACGCUGUAGCUGCUUGCCUUUCUGAUUGGAGUUUGGAAGGCAAGUUGUUUUCUCUCACUUUCAGUCAUUCUCUAAGUGAAGCAGGGUUUGAACACCUUAGGGCUUUGCUAUGCAUCAAGAAUAACCUUGUUCUUAAUGGUCAGCUGUUGCUCAGGAAUUGCAUUGCUCGUACUUUUAGCAGCAUGGCAAAAGUUGUGCUGGAGGCAGGACAAGGAACUGUCAAGAAAAUUCGUGACAGUGUAAAGUAUGUGAAGAUUUCAGAAUCACACGAGGAAAAAUUUCUUGAACUCAAGCAACAGCUUCAAGUCCCCAGCGAAAAAAGCCUAUCUAUUGAUGACCAAACUAAAUGGGACACAACAUAUCAGAUGCUAGUGGCUGCUUCAGAGUUGAAGGAAGUCUUUUCUUGUUUGGAUACUUCUGAUCCUGAUUACAAGGAAGCUCCAUCAAUGGAAGACUGGAAACUGGCUGAGACUUUAUGUGCAUUCUUGAAACCUCUUUUUGAUUCUGCGAACAUUUUGACUACUACAACCAACCCAACUGCAAUCAUAUUCUUUCAUGAAGCAUGGAAGAUUCACUCAGACCUGACUCGUGCUGUUAUGAAUGAAGAUCCGUUUGUCAGCAAUGUUACAAAAGCAAUGCUAGAGAAGAUUGAUAAAUACUGGAAGGAUUGUUGCUUUGCAUUGGCAAUUGCGGUUGUCCUGGAUCCACGGUUCAAGAUGAAGCUUGUUGAAUUCAGUUUCACGAAACUUUAUGGUGAAGAUGCUCCUGCAUAUAUCAAGAUUGUUGAUGAUGGGAUUCAUGAGCUCUUUGAGGAAUAUGUUACACUUCCCCUGCCUCUAACUCCAGCGUUCACAGAAGAAGGAAAUGCUGGGGUCAAUGUGAAGUCAGAGGAAUCCCAAGGAGGAAGUUUUCUAUCAGACAAUGGAUUGAUAGAUUUUGAUAUGUAUAUCAUGGAGACUACCAGCCAACAGAUGAAGUCUGAGCUGGACCAGUAUUUGGAUGAAUCUUUGUUGCCUCGUGUGCAUGAUUUUGAUGUGUUGGGAUGGUGGAAACUGAACAAGUUGAAGUAUCCCACACUGUCAAAAAUGGCUCGUGAUAUCUUGUCAAUACCAGUAUCGAGUGUGGCUGUGGACUCUGUGUUUGAUACAGUAAACAAAGAGAUGGAUCAGUACAGGAGUUCUUUAAGACCAGAGACUGUGGAAGCCCUUAUAUGUGCAAAGGACUGGUUUCAAUAUAGUUCACCCGAAGUAUCAAAUGCACUUGUGAAAAUGGAAGUUUAGAGUAGGUUUUGCAUAAAUCAAGCAGCACGUGUAUGAUUAUGGCAGGUACCUAAUUCUCCAUUUGUACCAUUUAUAAGGAUAGUUUGCAUAGGUGGAUGGACAUGUGAAGAUAUUUAUAGAGUAGGCGUUGUCAUUACAUGCACCUUUUUUAAUGUUGACAUUAGAUCUUAUUAUAUAUGAUUAAUUAGCUACUGGGGAUUCUCCAGGGAAAGCUAGGAGACA